This is a messenger RNA of Tachysurus fulvidraco (yellow catfish), 2591 nucleotides long. RefSeq names its product class I histocompatibility antigen, F10 alpha chain-like. NCBI's taxonomy places the organism in Eukaryota, Metazoa, Chordata, Actinopteri, Siluriformes, Bagridae. The transcript has 5 exons. The record is from RefSeq and is a predicted model, not a curated record. Gene Ontology annotation, cellular component: external side of plasma membrane. Bases 95 to 1027 code for a protein of 310 amino acids. Gene Ontology annotation, biological process: immune response.
CUCUCCUCCAGGUGAACACUCUCUGUUUUACACCUACACGGCUCUGUCUAAACCUCUCAAUCUGACUGGAAUCUAUGAGUUCACCGCACUGGGCAUGCUCGAUGACCGAGAACUCGACUACUACAGCAGUGAGACUCAGGUUAAGGUUCCUAAACAGGACUGGAUGAAGGAGAAGAUGGAAAAGGAUUACUGGGAUAAAGGAACUCAGUCCCGUAAGAGCAAAGAGCAGUGGUUUAAGGUCAACGUGGACAUCCUGAUGGAGCGAAUGAGACACAAUAAGUCUGACCUUCAUGUUCUUCAGUGGAGACAUGGCUGUGUGGUUGAAGGUGAAAACGGAAAUAGUAAAUAUGUGAGAGGAAUUGAUGAGUACAGCUACGAUGGUGCUGAGUUCCUCUCCUUUGAUGAUGAAAACUCGAGGUGGAUCGCUCCAGUUCAGGCUGCUGAGCCGACCAAAAGGAAAUGGGAUGAAGUGUCCAUCCUUAACACGUACACCAAGAGCUACCUGGAGAAAGAGUGUGUGGACUGGCUCAAGAAGUUCAUGGGAUAUGGACAAGAAGAACUGAGAAAACAUUCUGAACCAGAUGUUCAAAUAUUUGCAAAGAAAUGUGUAAAAGACACUAACAAGUUGACCCUGACCUGCCUGGCCACGGGGUUCUACCCUAAAGAUAUCCAGAUGUAUUUGAGGAAGGGCAGAACUAUUCUACCUGAUCACCUGGUAACAACAACAGGAGUGAGACCCAAUGGUGAUGGAACAUAUCAGCAGAGGAAGAGUGUUGACAUCCUGGUGGAGGAAAAAGAGUCUUAUGAUUGUUAUGUAAACCACAUCACCCUCGACAAACCAAUAGUCAUUGAUGGUAGAGAUGGAGAAAUCCCAUGCCUAGAUUGUACUAUACCAAAGAUUCAGGGUGGUAUCAUUGGGGGAGCGAUUGUAGCUGUUGUCAUGCUGGUUGUGGCUGCAGUCGUUCUCUUCGUCCUUAUAAAGACGGGAAUAAUCAGAUGCAGCAGUGAUGGCGAUGCAAGGAUCUGAACCAAAAUAAUCCUGGUAAUCCUGAUCAAUUUAUCUAUAAACAAUUUUGGUUUGAAAAUAGUAUGUGAAGGAUUCUGAUGUUCUAUCUGUAUAAAGAGCUGUUUGAGAUGUGGGACAUUUAACAUACAAAGUGUUUAACACUCAGAGCUUAACACUGUACAUUUACUUAACAUUACUUGUAGUUAGCCAGUGUCAGUAAUAUGUAAUGAUCACUUUAGCCACAAGAUUAGUUUUUAUCAGCAGAAACAUUUAUAACCUGUAAGAUCAGUGAGUACAUGAUGUGAUCUGUUACCUAUUGUUUUCUUUUUAACACUCGAAUGAAACGUCAAUGAAAAUCUUUUACAGUCAUAUUUAUUUAUCUAUUUAAUAAUGAAUAUCAUUUAUAUUUCUUUUAGGUGGAGGUGGAGAGAAUGUGUAAACUUUACAUAAAUCCUGUGGAUAAAGAGUUUGAUGCUCAAGUCUGAUCAUUAAUUGAAUCAAACCUUCAAACAUAAACAUCUACUAAUCUAUUACAAACCUGUAGAUCUUUUUCCCCUCAGCUCUGAUCAUUACUGAAGGUAUCAGACGUUUUCCAGGCUCUUUACAAGAAAGCACUUUCUUUACAGCUUAAAAAACACAGCCUGUAAUAAUAAGCACUUUUAAUCAAUUUAGCAAAACUGUUUUUAUGUAAAUAAGCUAAAAGCUGAUCUCUUUUUAAAUAUCCCAAUAACACUGGAUUUAUCAGCCUCAGGAGAAGAAAAAGAGGUCACUGCUGAGUGCUGUAAGAAAAGUUAGAAAUGUCAGAAUAAAUUGUUAUAAAACAUUCAGGUAGAGAAGAACAUGACACGUUUAUGGUAUUUGACAGACAACCUCUUCCAUAACAACAUACAUUUAUCUAAUUUUAUAAAACUGAGUGUUAAGGGCCUUGCUCAGGGGCCCAGCGGGGGCUUAGUGGACCUGGGAUUUGAACUCGGGACCAUCUGAUUGAUAGCCUAACAACCUUAACCUCUGAGCUGCCACAUCCCCUGUAGUCAUUACAAAUUAAGCAUUAAUUACAAGUUUAACGCAUUGCUUAUGCUGUGAAAGCUUUAGAAAGGAGACGCAAGAUAAAGCAAGUCUGUGGGAUUGGAGUAAGUUAUAAUCAAACACAUAUUCACACACUCCUUGCUGCUCGCUGUCUUCAUCUUCAUGGCUGAAGGUGAAAACAUAAUGAAUAGAAUAGACUUUGCUUUUUCUGUCCAAAUAAUCAGAGCUUCUAUUUCUGUAGUAAUGAAAUAAAAAUCGAUCUGAUUUCUCUAUUUUAAUCUAAUGUUGACUUUAUACUAGCAACUCGUGUGAGGUUGGUCCUUGUUAGCUGACUGCUGAGGUCCGACGUUUACUUUUCACUUUAUACUUUACUUCACUGUGUAACAAUUCAUAAUUUCUGAUUUAUAAUAAAAGUGAAAUAUUUUAUUUGUACUUUCUUUAGAUAAGUUUUAAGUUUGUUUUUGGGACAGAAUACUUUAUCUAUGUAAUGAUAUUUUGGGUUUCUGGUGUGUAAAAUGUAGCUUUGGUAAAAUGAUUAUUAAAUAUUUUUCUGAAAUAA